Fragaria vesca subsp. vesca is the source of this 843-nucleotide messenger RNA. RefSeq lists its product as uncharacterized. The transcript is spliced from 3 exons. The record is from RefSeq and is a predicted model, not a curated record. The coding region runs from base 128 to 646 and encodes 172 amino acids. NCBI's taxonomy places the organism in Eukaryota, Viridiplantae, Streptophyta, Magnoliopsida, Rosales, Rosaceae.
AAAGGAAAAAGGAAAAAACCCACGGACUCCUAUAAAUUUAGGCCUUUAGGGUUCCCUCAUCUCUCGAAGCGUCUAUUCUAAAUCUCUUCCGUCUCGCCGUCGAAGGUGUUUUAUAGAGAGAACAAGAAUGAUGGAAGCCGCAGGGAAUCCUCCGAAGCCUGGAAACAAGAAAAAACGUAACAAGAAGAAAGGUGGUAAAGCUUCAAACAACCAAUUUGGGGCAACUAAUCCCACGCAAGCAAACCAAGAUGCUCCAGUUCAGAGCGUGGAUAGUCCAUUGGAGACAUGGAUUUUUAGCACUGCAUCAUCCUAUCAUGUUACAGCAGAUCGGGAGAUUAUGGAGAACUAUACUAGUGGCAAUUUCGGCAAGGUCUACCUAGCUACUGGUAAUUCCAUGGAUGUUGUGGGUAAGGGUGAUGUUCGCAUCAAACUGUCCAGUAAUGCCACAUGGAUUCUACGUGAUGUGAAACACGUUCCGGGUUAUGCGUGGAAUCAAAUUUCUGUGGGGGUGUUGUGUGAAAAAGGCUAUGGGAUGACAUACUCUCAUGUCGGUUGGAAGAUUUCGAAAGGAGAUUUUGCUUUUACAGUCCCGCUUGAUCCAAAUCCUCCUAUGCGUAUCACUUUUCUAUCCGCGUCACCCCUUUGAAGGUGACGGUGUGGCUGGAUUUCUGAAGGUUAUAGUUAAUCAUUCAAGUAUUAGUAUGGAUCUUCGUAAUCUUGUUUUCCUAGAUUUCGAUUUCUCAAAUGAACUUAUAAGCAUGGAUCUUCGUUUUGUUAUGGCAUAACACUACUCUUGUUUGAAUGAUAUUCAGAAUAUUAACAUAUUUGGUGCACGUUUAUUAU